Thamnophis elegans (Western terrestrial garter snake) is the source of this 4096-nucleotide messenger RNA. RefSeq names its product cadherin-6. Lineage: Eukaryota; Metazoa; Chordata; Lepidosauria; Squamata; Natricidae. Bases 1 to 2385 code for a protein of 794 amino acids. Gene Ontology annotation, cellular component: catenin complex; adherens junction; plasma membrane. Gene Ontology annotation, molecular function: cadherin binding; calcium ion binding. Gene Ontology annotation, biological process: adherens junction organization; calcium-dependent cell-cell adhesion; multicellular organism development. The record is from RefSeq and is a predicted model, not a curated record. The transcript has 12 exons.
AUGAGAACUUACCAUUACUUUUGGUUCCUGGUUUGGUUUGGUCCUCUUCACCAAAGUUAUUCUAUACCAUUAUCCAAAAAGACUACUGGCUUUCCAGAAAACCCCAAAGUUUUGGAUUUAUCUAGAAACAGCAGGAAAGAGCUCAGUCGUUCCAAAAGAAGCUGGAUGUGGAAUCAGUUCUUCCUUCUGGAGGAAUACACAGGUUCUGAUUAUCAGUACGUUGGCAAGCUUCAUUCUGACCAGGAUAAAGGAGAUGGUUCACUCAAGUACAUCCUUUCUGGAGAUGGAGCAGGGGACCUGUUCAUCAUCAAUGAAAACACUGGAGACAUCCAGGCCACAAGAAGACUCGAUAGAGAAGAGAAACCUGUUUACAUCCUUCGUGCUCAGGCGAUCGUGAAAAAGACCGGGCGGCCUGUGGAACCAGAAUCAGAGUUUAUCAUUAAGAUCCACGAUAUCAAUGACAAUGAGCCCCUGUUUACAAAGGACAUUUACAAUGCCAGCGUUCCAGAAAUGUCUGAUGUAGGUACAUUUGUCAUGCAAGUCACUGCAACAGAUGCCGAUGACCCCACCUAUGGGAACAGCGCUCGAGUUGUCUACAGCAUUCUCCAGGGACAGCCAUAUUUUUCUGUUGAGUCUGAGUCAGGUAUCAUCAAAACAGCUUUGCUGAACAUGGAUCGAGAAAACCGAGAGCAAUACCAAGUCGUCAUCCAAGCCAAGGAUAUGGGAGGCCAGAUGGGUGGAUUAUCAGGAACCACCACGGUGAACAUCACCUUGACUGAUGUCAAUGACAAUCCACCCCGCUUCCCCCAGAGUGCCUAUCAAUUCAAAAUAGGAGAAUCUGCACCCCUUAAUUCACCAAUUGGACGGAUAAAGGCUAAUGAUGCAGAUGUGGGUCCAAAUGCUGAGAUGGAAUAUAGCAUUCUUGAAGGGGAUGGCUCAGAAAUGUUUGGGAUUACAACAGACAAGGAAACACAAGAAGGCAUUGUAAUUGUAAAAAAGGCUUUGGAUUUUGAAAAGCGGAAACAGUUUACUCUGAAAGUGGAAGCUAGCAAUCCUCACGUGGAUCCCAGAUUCCUCUAUCUGGGACCCUUCAAGGACAUUACUACUGUCAGAAUUCAAGUAGAGGACGUAGAUGAACCUCCAAUCUUCAGCAGACCAGCUUAUAUAUUAGAAGUAAAGGAAGAUGUCCUGAUAAAUACCGUCAUUGGAGCCGUAACAGCCCGGGAUCCUGACAGUGCGAAGAACCCCAUCAAAUAUUCUGUGGAUCGGCACACUGAUAUGGACAGAAUAUUCAACAUCGAUUCGGGAAAUGGAUCGAUAUUUACUUCCAAACCUCUCGACCGAGAAAUGUUAUUGUGGCAUAACAUUACAGUAAUAGCUGCUGAAAUCAACAACCCCAAAGAAAGCAGCCAAGUCCCAGUAUUUAUUAAAGUCCUGGAUGUGAACGACAACGCCCCAGAGUUUGUCAUGUUUUAUGAGACCUUCGUCUGCGAAAAUGCAAAAGCUGAGCAGGUUAGCAGUUUGCCAACCGUCACCUUAAGUGCAGUUGACAAAGACGAUGCUUUCGGUGGGCACAAAUUCUCAUUCUCUUUGGCCCCAGAAGUAGCCAGUAGCUCCAAUUUCACCCUUCACGACAACAAAGAUAAUACAGCUGGAAUCUACACAAAGAAAAUGAGAUAUAACCGCCAUGAAAUGAACAUGUACCUCCUACCAGUGAUUAUCUCAGACAACGAAUAUCCAGUUCAGAGCAGCACCGAGACGGUGACAAUUCAAGUCUGUGCCUGUGACCAAAGAGGCAAAAUGCUCUCCUGCAAUGCCGAAGCACUGAUCCACCCAACGGGCCUCAGCACAGGCGCACUGAUCGCAAUUCUCCUUUGCAUAAUUAUAUUGUUAGUUACCGUGGUGCUGUUUGCCGCACUGAGACGGCAAAGGAAGAAAGAGCCUUUGAUCAUCUCUAAAGAGGACAUCCGAGAUAACAUUGUCAGUUACAAUGACGAAGGCGGCGGCGAGGAGGACACUCAAGCCUUUGAUAUUGGCACGCUGCGGAAUCCUGAAGCCAUAGAGGACAAUAAAUUGCGCCGAGACAUUGUGCCAGAAACGCUGUUCAUGCCACGCCGGACUCCAGUGGCACGAGACAACACUGACGUCAGAGAUUUUAUUAGCCAAAGGUUAAAGGAGAAUGAUACAGAUCCAACUGCACCCCCUUAUGACUCCCUAGCCACAUAUGCAUAUGAAGGCAGUGGCUCAGUGGCGGACUCUCUUAGCUCUCUGGAGUCGGUGACCACGGAUGGAGACCAGGACUACGAUUACCUCAGCGACUGGGGGCCUCGUUUUAGGAAGUUGGCCGAUAUGUAUGGUGGCGAAGACAGUGAUAAAGACUCCUAAUUAUGUUGCCUUUUCCUUUUUCAAGAAACAGCAGUGAAAUGUGUGAUGUCGAUACUUCUUUCUAUAUAUCAACCGUUCUCGGAAAGGGUUCUCUAAACCUACUGGUUUGAAUUGUUUCUUGACUGCAGUCUUUGUGGAUCUAAUGCCAUUCCCACUGUAAUUUCAGCUUCCGAGAGAGGAAGAAAACCCCACAAAAACCUUUGUUAUUUUUUCCAAUCACGUUUCUAUUUAGGCAGUUCAACGGCCAAGCGGCGAAGCGAUUGAGGGAAACCCCCCCCCCCCAAAACAGAUAUGGAACACUAGUUUUAAUAUGUUUCUGCUAAUUUUGUAAAUGGGAUUAUCUUAAUGUUAUAGCUCACCAAAUAACCUAUAUUUUAAUUAUUCACCCAAGACACAUUUUUAUGCAAAUUAUAUAAUGAGCACCCUAUUUUAAGGAAAUGGUAUGGCUUAUCAUAUAUUAUAGAAAAAGAGUGUAGGUCUCUUAAAAGCUACAAGGGAGCUACAGGUUGUUCUCACUUAACAAACACUUGUUCAGUGGCAUUUGAAGUUACAAUGACACUGAACGAGGGGGUUUAUGGCCAGUCCAAGCCUUGGAGUUGGGCCAUAAUAGCAUCCCUAUGAUCACUUGAUCUCAAUUUGGGCCUGUUGCAGCAUCCCAUAAUCAUGUGACCAUCAUUUUCAACCUUCACUCUGGCUUCCCACAAACAAAAUCGAUAGACUUGCAACAGUAAAUUGAAAGUAACAUUUGGCUUAAUGACCACGUGGGAUUCAUUUAACAACACAGCUGGAAGUGCUGGAACUGCCAUGUUAAGUUGGCCUGGUCAAUGUGAUGAUUGGCUUUACCACUGCCUCACUUAACGAUGGGCUUGUUGGUUCCAUUUAUCGUCAUUAAGUGACAACUACCUGUAGGAUACUUUUAAAGAAAUUCAAUGGUCUUUUGAAUGCUAGGGUUAAUUUUGAAUUGGUCACUUUCCUCAAACUAUCAAAACUUAAUAAUAAUGGACAAUCAGAAGUUAGAAGAAAGGAGAGAGAUGUUUGUGUAUAUAUAUGUGCCUGGUAAGUGGUCCUAGCCAAUUGGGUACGAGGGCUACAGUAAUGUACUUUAAGAGAUAUUCUAUUCCUGGAAAGUAGUCUGUUAGAUAAGGUAAUGUAUAGGGAUUGUAACAACGUGUAUCAAGAAAACUGAGUAUUGCUGAAAAUACGUAUUUAUUUCAAGUAAACCAACUUAAUAAUAAUUAGAGUAGAAUAAUUGAAAUCAAUGAAUUUCAAGUUAGAAAUAUCUAAAUUAAUUCCCACUGAUUUUAGUCACUCUGUUUUCAGCAGGAGUAAGUCUGAGUCCGAUCUAUAAUAUAUAAAGAGGGUUCCUAAUCUGUAUUUUGUGAGCUCAAUCCAUAUUAAUUAUUGCUCAAUACCACUCAUAUCAGCAAAACAAAGGCUGUUAUGUUCUCUUUAUCAUUCGCCACUUGCUCAGCUGGUGGAUUGCUGUUAUUUCUACCUCCUGCUUCUUAACAAAAUACUCUGGUACUAGAGCCUAGGAUUAAGCUGACAGUAGGUACUAUAUUGUGCAGCAAGAAAAAGACAUGGGAGAAAUAAGGAACUAGUCCCAAGGGAAUGCCUGGCUAAGCAAGCAGCCAGAAGUUGCAUUUGAUGCAACCUCACCUUCCAAUAAUAAUCCAGUUGAGGACUGGUUCAUGCUGCGAGGUGGCGCAGU